UUGGAUAAAACACUAUUUUUAAUCACAUUUUUUGGAUGUUGGUUAUAUUUUUGUGAAUAUACUUAAGUCCCAAAGGCCAAGGCUACAAAAAACGACCAAAUUUUAUGCCAACUGUUUUUUUUUAGCUGGUACCUUUCAUGUCAUAUUUUUUUAUGUUUCUUAUGCAGUAUAGUUUGUUAAAAAGAUCAACGUGUAGUGUGAUAAAAAUGUCAGAGUUAGUAUGAUAAAGAAUCAUAGUGUAGUAUAUUAAAAAAUUCCAUAUUUUAGAAAGAAAAAAAAAGUCAAAGUGUGGUAUGAUAAAAAUGUUUAAACGUGAAACAUACAAAACAAGUGAAAAUAAUUAAUAAGAAAAUAAUGAUUGAGAAAGAAAGAAAGAAAGAAAGAAAGAAAGAAAGAAAGAAAGAAAGAAAAAGGGAACGAAAAAGAAAAAAAAAGAAAGAAAGAAAGAAAAGGGAAAUAAUAAUGUUGUUUUGCUACAUAUGGAGGAGGGUCGUCUAUAAUACGUCACUGACUCCUCCCACCUCCCCUCUCUCUCUCUCCCUCUCUCCGCCCCCUCACCACCACCACCGUGACCAUCCUCCUCCGCCUAUCAGUACACACCGAAGCCGAAAACAGAGCACCAUCCUGGGGCUUUAACCGGGUCGUCCACCGAGCUCCGUGCGGCAGUCAUCAGUCAUGGCGGCGCCGUUAGCCCACUUCGACGAGGACUGGCAGGAUUUUAACGAGUUUAAACCGACCUCCGCGACGGCAGAGCAGCUCGACCAGCUCAACUCCAAUGUGGCCGAUUCGUCGUCGUCGGGCCUCGACGAUUUCUCCGACCUGGACAACAGUUUCUCCGGGGAGAUCUGCAGCUUCAAAUCCAUGGAGGACCUGGUCCACGACUUCGACGAGAAGCUAACGGUGUGUUUCCGAAACUACAACACCACCACGGAGAACAUAGCUCCCAUUAAACCCAUCACGGAGGAUAAUUACCUGAAAGAUGACGAGUAAGUUGGACUUUUAUUCUCAUUUUAACGGCGCGAACUUUUAAUCUGUUAGCUAGUUAGCUUUAGCCUCGGCAGGCUAACACUGAGCGGUGAGUUAAUGUUAGUUUAGCUGAAAUCACUGCUGCUCAGAGUUUGGCUAACAGUUAAUGAAGGUUCACAGAGGUAGAAUAUACCUUAACAUGUCUGAUAUUAACAUAUACUAUCCUGUUAUUUAGAGUAAAUGUUAAAAAUAUAAGAUACGUCACGUUGUCAUAUUGAUAUAAUAUGGUGUUAUGAAGGAUGUUUUAUAGGAUUAAAGCUCAUGAGGUGUGUGUGUGAGGAGGGAGGGAGGUUUUGCCACGUUAACACUACUUCAACUUGCUUUUAACUUGGUUAAAUGUCAUUGUUAGGGGCUGAAUUUUGUUAAUAUGACGAUAAAUUUAAGCAGAUUGUGAUCAACACCAACAUCGAUACUGAUAUCGAUGUAAACACCUUAUUUUUUCACUAAGAAUAUAGUCUAUUGGCAUCUAAUUCCUCGUUACCCUCAUGGUGACUGUACUUAUGAAACAGACAUAAUGAAGACAAACUAUAUUUGACUAUUUCAAAUGGAGAAACAAUGUUAAUUUAAUAACAACAACUUUUCAGAACUGCAACAGUGAAGGAGGUUUCUAAAGUACAGUCACCAUGAGGGUAAAGCGGUAUUAGAUGCAAGAUAGACUCUGUUUCGAGUAAAAAAAUAAGGUGUAUGUACUUGAGAAACAGACAUAAUGAAGACGAACUAUAUUUGACUAUUUUGAAUGGAAGAACAAUGUUAAUUUAAUCACAACAACAGUGAAGGAGAUUAUAGUCAGACUGAGGUGUUUUCAUGCACUUCAGUUGUCAGGUCUUAAUCGGAGUAAGAUGAUAAUUUGGUUUUCUAGAGUGUCAUAUAAACGGACUGAGUAAACGUACAAAUGUCAUUUCUAUCAUUCCCAUAUUUUUAAUUUUCAAUCCAUUAAGAAAAUAAUCCACAUAGCUGCUGCAGCUGAUAAAAAUGUUAAUUUAAUAUCCUAAUAUUUGUCCAAAACCUGCUUAUUUUAGUUCAACCAGACCUGCUCCUCGCAGACAAACACCACCAACACAGUAUAAGCGCAACACUUCUACAUACAACCUAAUUUAUUUAUUAAUCAUGUGGAAUAUCAUCAAGUUUGUUAUUCAGCAACUACACUGCAGUCUACCUACACACAUCCAUACCUGUUUUUGUCGGCACUGAUCUAAUAUUUUUUUAUACCAGUCAUUUAUUGCUCUAUUUUAGACUCAUUCUUCUAUCUUUAUUUAUUAAUUUGUUUUCGCACCUGAGGUGAAUGUGUAUGUUGUGUGUACUCCUGCUGUCAACAGUUUUAAUUUCCCCACUGAGGGAUGAAUAGAGGAAUAUCUAAUCUAAUCUAAAACGAUGAACCCCAAUUUCUCUGAGUCAAAAAUGAUACUUUACGGGGUCUUCAACAGACAACAACCCCAAAAACUUAAAGACAUAAAGCAAGAAAAAGCAGCAAAUGCAUUUGUUUUCCUAAUUUGAUCAUAAUGUCAGCCCUUACAGUUUACAAACUUCAUUUAUAAGACAGGAGUUAUAAAAAUGACACCUGCAUUUACAACUUCCCUUUUAGUGAAGCAGAGGGAACUUAAAAAACGAUAACAUCUGACAGUGUCAUCCUCUGACAAGUAGAACAGAUAGGAGGUGGGUGAGUUAUGCAGCCCACACAGCUCUGUAACAUCAGGGGAUUGAUGCAGCCAGCUGCUGUGUUGUAUCAGCUGUAACUCUGUGUAGUCGUGUGGAUGUGUACCGUGAUGAGAUACAGUAACUGCUGGGACCCCCGGCUGAGAUAACAGGGCCUGUUAUGAUGGUACGAGCCGAUGCUGACAGUGUAACCUUUCUAGCAAGUAAUGAUGACAUGUAUGAAACAUGACAUUAUGUGUCAGUGGCAGGAAGAGAUAACAGGACUGUGAAUGGUUGAGCCACUUGUCUUAAAUGUUUGUCUGAAGCAGUUAAAGUCAUUUAUAGAGGAGGUUUAUGCUCAUUUCUAGGCUUUAUGGGGUCCUUCUGAUGGUUCAGUUAGCAACUUUACAUGAUUUACAGCUUAAUAAUAUCUUUAAUAUCUCGAAUUGGUGUCUUUAAAGACUGUCAUUUAGGCUACUGUUCUCUUUAAAAGGGAUAUUCCGACAUAGAAUUACUUUAGGGUCAAUAACACAGCAACACUGAGUUAGACACCCCCUCCAGAGAUGAAUGUUGCCGACCGCUUGCUUCUCUAGUUAUACCAACUUUAGUAACGACCGCAGGAUAGUAAUACAGAGAGCCGUGUGCUCAUCCAAAACGCCACUCUAUAGCCACAAAUAAUGCUCAGAACAGCACCUAACUUCAUCAACAGGACAUAUAGGGUCACAGCCAUAGUACUAGACACCAAACAUCUUUUAAACUUUGACUCAUUUCUUUAGCAAAGAGACUAAACACAACUCACCUACUCUCUUCCAGCAGCCGCUUGUUUGUAGCGAGACCUCAGGCCAGUCUAUUAUGGACUGCAGUGGGGUGCCGCAGCUCAAGGAAGAACAUUUAUGAUAAUUUCUUCAUCAUUUCCUUGAAGUAAUAAUCACCAUAUUAAUCAUUUUGCUGUGCAGAUGCAGUAGUUCUUCUGUCUUAGCGUCUCUGAUUGAAUUUCCAUGAAGAAAUGAAAACAUUAAACUACAGACCAAAUUUAUCACCUUCAAAUUCUUAUCUGUAAAAUUUAUAAACUAAUUUCUAAAGAGAAAUCUGCUUUUUCCUCCUUCACAUACUCGUCUCUAAUGGUAACCAUCUCCUUCUUCUGACCGUGGACCAAUCAUUUCAGCUGAACUCUGGUUUGAAUUAACGAGAGUAAUCAUAUCAGCUGGUUAAUUGGAAAUGGGAACUAAUUACUCGUGACAGAAAUAGCUCACCAUUGUGUAACUUCACUGCACAUUGGAAACACACACAAAAGCGUUUGUCUGCAGGUUUUUCAUCGCCAAGAGUCGAGGCGACUCGCAGUUCACGUUGCUCCAAAUGUUUAGAGAGGCUGGUCUUUCUGUCAGGGAAGCAUCUCUGGUUGUUGUUAGGUGAAGAUACAGAGGCGGGGAGGGGGCAGAAUAAUUGGACUGCUGCCUGGCGAAACCCAAAAAGCAGCGCCAGGCUCAGCGAGAGUCUUUUCUGGAUGACUGCUCUUUGCAGGACGUGCUCGGGCGCUUAACAAGUUCCCUUCUUUAGCGAGACUUCAACACGGCCGAGACGAACAACAGGGAUGACAGGAAGGAAAUGUGUGUUUGUGUGAGAAUGCCUGGAGAAAGCAAAAUGUGUGUGUGUGUCUGUAGGGGUGGAUCAUGUGUGUGUACUUGUGAUAAAACAUCAUUGGCAUAAAUAAAUUCAUGCGAGUCGUUCAGACAAAUUGGCACGGCGUCGGACAAAAACAAGAAGAUUGUUCCCUUGAAAUUUAGAUCAGCCGUGUUUUCAGAUGCAAAUGCUCUCUGCGCAACUGAGACUAAUUUGUGUAUUUUGGCGUGCGCUCACGUGCCUGAGACGGCGUCCCUGCUGAAGAGACAAAACACAUAUCCUCCUGCCAGCCUUUGCCCUAUUUAGAACGACCCCUCAGCCCCCCAUUCGCCAAGCUGUGGAUGAGCACCUCGGGGAGAAACAUGCUAGUUACAUAAACAUUCGUCCACAUUCAUGUGUGUUUGUGUGUGUGUGUUAGUGCGUGACGAUGCAGAGUCACUCUGACACAUGGGUUCACAGCAUCAUCCAUCCCCGUUCUGCUCGCAGCGAUCAGAGCCAGGAAUAAAAACGUUGGCCCGCUACACGUGCGCGCCUGGAUCUCAGCUCUAAAUGUUCCUGAACAAUUAUUGAUUUUAUAAUUUUUCUAUUCUCGUGAAAACUGAAUGAAACAGCUAAACACAAUCAUGCGAAUCUAUGGAAGCAAAUUUGUAUCAUUAUUUAAAUAAAAAUAGAUCAACAGAAACUCAUUUGUAUUUUCAGAAUGUAGCUCAGCUUCGUGACUCAUAAAUAAAAUUAAAAAUAAAUAAUCUGAACUGCAACUGCUUUUUCUUUUUCAUUCUGUAACUUCAUUCAAAUGUGAAAGAAAAAUCCAUUUUAGAUUUAAUUUUCAAAAUACGCCACAGUAAAUAUGGACCAAAACUCAAUUCGAAAUGUCAAAUCUCAAAAUUCAAAUGUAUAUUGUAUCAAAUGUAUAGCAAUAUAAAACAUUAAUACUUUGUAAAGACCUUAACCCGACAGACGAUGACGUUUCACAGCCAUAAAGAAUAACCAAUCAGAGCCCAGCACUUCUAGCCAAUCAUAGGCGAAGGAGGGCAGGAAAUUUUGCUUCUGGGACGGAUCAGGCAGCAACAGGCAGACAUGAAAAUGUAAAAGCAAUGGUCUGUUUGGUUUCUCUUGAAAUGAAAAUGCAGUUUGUAUUAUUUAUCCUUAAUUUCCUUUCUGAGUCAAAUUAUUCAGUUUUGAUUUUGUAACAAAAAAGCCAAGAAGUGCAGGUACAUUCUGAAAAUGCAAAUGCGUGUCUGUUAAAAUAUUUUCAUGUGAAAUAAUGAAAUAAAUUUGCUUCCUUGUGAAUCACCCAGUAAGCUUCACAAACACUCGACGUCUUGUUGUGAAUAUUUCUCACAGGGACACAGUCGUUAAAAUCAUACGUCGCACAUAUUUUCUCAGGUCUGGUCGCCAGUAAGUUUUAGAGAGAGAAGACGGAUUUCACAGUUCAACUUCAAACUUGUUUUCUCCGCCACCAUCUGCUCAGCUGUGAUGUUUCCUCUGCCAGCAUUGUAAACACGCAACAGUCUGUUGAAAUUGAGAUGACACUGUUUCUAAAUGAGCCGUUUUUGUCAACAAAGGGAGGGUGUGUGAUAAAAACGACCAUAUGUGUGAGAGGACCGUCUGCAGAUCUCUGUUUUCAGAGAAUUGUUGAAUUUCUCGGUCAUUUCCUGUUGUGAAACAUCAGAGUCGAUCUGCAGAGUAAUGCUGCGUCACAUUCAAAACAGAAGGAAGUUUGUUGGUUUGUCUGAUCUUAUCGUUCACCUCCUGUCAUUUCUUUGUUUUAUUAAAACUCCAACCUCUCUCUCUCGCUCUCCUGCAGGGUGUGGAACGCUCUGACGGAUAACUACGGCAACGUGAUGGCGGUGGACUGGAAGACAUCGCACACUCGCUCCUUACACCUGCCCACUCUCAACCUCAUCGAGCACGAGGUACGGCGAAAAAACACACGGAGCGGUCGACAAACAGGCCGGCCGCAUUUUCAUACUCAAACAGCUGUCACGGUGUCGCCUCGCAGGAACAGAGUCAAAUCGAACCCGUUUGCUCCUCCCACUUCAAUCUGCUUGACCACCUGUUUGGCAUUUACUUCAUGUUUUUUUUCUCUCUCUGUCUGCGAUUGACAGAAGUUGGAUAACCAAUCCCUGGAUCUGUCAGACGACGAGGAGCUGAGGGAGCAGAUGGACAUGCACUCCAUCAUCGUGUCCUGCAUCAACGAUGAACCGCUUUUCACGGCUGAGCAGGUGAUCUUUAAACCUCAUCGAGACGAAAUCCUCCAAAAACACAUCAACCAACUUUUCAAAACAACACCAGCUUUAGAUAUAAGAGGAUUUAAGAGGGCGGGGUUCACGGUAAAAGAGCAAAAAUGACACUAGAGCGUCACAUCAGGGUCUUACUCAUGUGCCUUUAAGGUCCGUUUAGGUAAACGAAGCUCUCAGGUAAUUACACAUCCGACAACUCCAGAGUCAACAACAUAACCUCACAGCGACAAAAAAUCAACAAAUAACACAACAGACAGAGAAAUAAGUGUGGCAAGAGGCUUUAUGAGAAAAUAGUGACACAAAACAGACGACUAACGGAGGAAUAUUAAGAGUAUUUCAUCAGUUUGAUUAAUUUACGCUCAUAUUUCACCUGAACUGUGAGGAUAUUUUCUCUCCAGGAAGGUUUUUAGAAAUCUUGUGAUGACCCAAAAAUAGAUUUCAAAAGGACAAAAACUCCAAACCAGAACAGAAAUAGAAACCUGAAAAAAUAAGUCACUGUGUCCUGACACAAAUAACCGAGCAGACGGGUGGAUCGAGGCGCUUUAACCCUUUAAUAUCCAGUCAGACUGAAGUGUGUACUCAGUGUUAGAAAAACUGAACUGUGUGUGUUUGUCAGGUGAUAGAGGAGAUCGAGGAGAUGAUGCAGGAGUCUCCAGACCCGGACGAUGACGACAGUCCCUCUCAGUCUGACCUCUCCAUGCUCUCUCAGGACCUCCACGGUUUGAAACGUUCAGGCUCCAACACCAGCUACGAGGACCGUGAGUACCACCAAACUCGUAUACAUCAUGUCGUGUGUCUGUGCGAGUGUGAAUGUUCCAGUAUUAUGUCGCUCUGUGCCGCUCUUUGACGGUUAUCUAAAUCCCUAAUGAAGAAAGAACGCUCUGCACUCUGCACGCGCUCAGUAACGUUCUUAUAUAAUGUGUUAUAGAUGCAAACAGACAGCGGUUCUGUUGUUCAUAGUCGUUAUGUAAUAAACAGCGUAUAUAUCGGGCUUGAACAGUUUCUGCUGCAGAACUUGUGUGGACUUAGCGUUUGCAGCCAGUUUACCUUCAGGCUGUAGAUCUAGUUUUAAAUAUCUACGUAAGUAAACUACAGUCUAGAGUUCAGGGAUCUCUGAGAGACACACAGGAUGGACACAGGACUUGGAAAAAUGUUUCAUUUAUUAAUUAUAAAUAUUUUAUUAUUUAUUUAUUUUAUUUGCUUAGAAUUUAUUUCAUUAUUUAUUGUUUUAUUAUUUAUUUGUUAUGAUUUUGUGACUAUUUUAUUAUUACUUUAUUAAUAUUUAUUUUUAUUAUUUUAUUAAUAAUUGUAUUAUUUAUUUUUUAUUUUUAUUAAUAAUUUAUUGUAUUUAUUAUUUUAAUUAAUUAAUUUAUUUAUUAUUUAUGAUUAUUACUAUUUUUCUUUCUUAUGUUAUUAUUUAUUUACUUAUAUAUAUAUAUAUAUAUAUAUAUAUAUAUAUAUAUAUAUAUAUAUAUGUAUAUAUUUAUAUAUAUAUAUAAUUCUGUAUUUUUUAUAAAAAUUUUUAUUAUUAAUUUAUUCAUUAUAUAUCAAUAUUUUAUUAUCUUUUUUAUUUUAUUUAUUAUUAUCCAUUGAUUUAUUAUAUAAUAUUAUUUUAUUAUUUAUUUGAAUUUUAUUCUAUUUAUUUAUUCAUAUUAUUCAUUCAUUUUUCAUUUAUUAGUCCUUUUUUAUACAGUAUUAUUUAACUUUAUAGUCUUUGUUUAUUUUCAUAAUGGUCCACUUGCAUGUUAAAUUUGUUAAUAGCGGCUCCUCAGUGUCCAAGCACCCGGCUGUAAACAUUCAUUCAAACAUGACCUUUUAGUUUUUGUAGUUCACGUGUUUAUUUUCCCGGAGCCAAAUCAUCUGCAAAGGUCAAACAAGGCGCCGCCAUAAAACUGGCCGAUAAAAGCCGAGUAAAUAAAUUUAAAAAAGAAUUUAUCAGAAGCUCCGACUCCUGAUUUUCAGACCUGAAGAGGCGACUCUUUGGGAAAAGGAUCUAUUUAAAAUAACUUGAAGGAGAAUUUCAGAACAUACAGGAACAAGAUCAGGGCUUUGUUUGUUACCGUUUGGCGUGCAUGCAGCAGAGCUAAUGGAGUCUAUUCAUGCUGAAUACUCGUCAACACGCCCACACAAGGACGCAGAUAUAUGCAUCAUGUGUCACUUCCUCCUGAUUUAUCUUCACGCCAUCCUCAGGGCUGCGUCAGCUGUCCGUGUCUGAGCUGACAGAGACUUUGGAGGAGGUGGAGACCGCCAUUCGCCGCUACAGCGAGGAGUUGAUCCAGGCUCUGGCCCUGAGGGACGAACUGGACUAUGAAAAAGAGGUACUUUUAGAUUCUGAUCCUGUUAUCACCAAAUAUUAACAUGAAACAGUCUGAAAACCUCCUCUGUGGUUAGAGAGUGUAAAUAAUUUGAUGUUUGUCUCUGAAACCAGGUGAAGAACAGCUUCAUCUCUCUGCUCAUCGACGUCCAGAACAGGCAGAAGGAACACCGCGAGCUGCUGAGGAAGAAGAAGAAGAUCCGAAGUACGACCACGACCGGACCCAACGGCCAGAGGACGGCCAGCACGCACAUACCGGGCACAGUGAGUCACGGAGCGCGGCACGAACAAACACACGAGCAUGACUGUUAAACACAUGACCAGUUACACACUGACACACACACACUUAGGUGCAUGCUGCAUGAGAACACAGACGGGCGCUUCCACACACACACACUUCCAGGAUCUGUGUCAAACCUUUUCUCCCUCUUAAUAUAGAAACUUCCUCCUCCUCCUCCUCAUCUCUCUCUCUCUUUCUCUCUUUUCUCCUCCCUCCUUCCUCUCACUGCUCGUAGCUCCUCACUCUGGAGGGACUCUCCAAUGUCAUUCAAAAUGGCCUCCGUCAAACUUUUGGGAACACAGGAGGGGACAAACAGGUGCCCCUGCUCUUUUUUCUGCCUCACACCCUUUUUCUUCUUCUUUUUUUUUAAUCAGCAGCAUGUUUCCUUCUCCAGGCUGACACUGGUGUUUGUCCAUUUAAUCACUUUUCUUUCUUUUCUUGUCUUUUAUUCAGCCUUCAUCUUCUUUCUUUUCUUUCUGACUUUUUUUUUUUACAGUCUUUAUUUUGCAGCUUUUCGUUUUGUUCUCGGACCAUCAUGUUUAAUCCCCUUCAUGCUUCUCUGGAGUCUUUUUUGUGUUUCGAGACAGUAAAAUAUAAACGACGAUUAAACGAUCUUCUCUUUCUUUCUUUCAGUACCUGACCACAGUCAUCCCGUAUGAGAAGAAAGCGGGCUCCCCACCUGUCGAAGAUCUCCAGAUUCUCACAAAGAGUGAGUCCACCUCUGCAGUCUGUAGUGUGGUUUUUGGUGGCCUGUUUUAAUUUUAGUUUUAGUCUUUGCGUCAAACUGUCAUUUUAGAUUUUAUUAGUUUUAGUCACGUUUAAACUCGUUUUUGUUAAGUCAAGUUUUAGUCGACGAAAACUGAUGACAUUUUAGUCCAGUUUAAGUCAAUAAUUUUAAUCUCUUCUUAGUAAUGUACUUCUGUUUAACCCAGUUAAUAUAGUGUAGUAUAAAAUCGCUAAAACCAAAGGAAACAGAAAACAACAACAACGUGACUAAACAACUUCAUCUUGUUUUAGUCAAUGAAAAUGAGACAUUUUAGCAGGAUUAUUUUGUGAACCACAUUUAAGGUCCUUACACACCGGGGCCGACGCGAAUAUAGAACGAAAUAAUGAAAUAUUCUGAGGUGAAUUUUGACGCACCUGACUAUACAAAAAAAAUAUUGACGUCUGAAAUAAUCGCGCAUAAAAAAACGCUCCUGGUGUGUAACAACCUUUCGUCUCGUCUUUAUUCAUCAACAUUAUUGGGUCAUAUAUUUAUCGUCACAAGACCGCCAUCUGCGUUCCGUCUCGUUUUCAUCACGUGAUAAAGGUUCGUUGACGAAAGCAACACAAGCAGUCUGAAGUCACUCAAACGUGUUUCGUUUCCAUAAAUAAUGUCUUUUUCCUCGUCUGCUAGUCCUCCACGCCAUGAGGGACGACAGCGAGAAGGUUCCGGCUCUCCUAACAGACUACAUCCUCAAAGGUAAACACACACAGUCGUUGAUUUCUGAGAAGUUUUGUUGGUAGCGGCGCUCUGUAGACGUGGUCAUCAGAGGAGUUACAGUAGAAAGAUGUUGAUGUGGUUUAGCUGAAGGCUUCACUGUUGACCUCUACCUUCCUUGUCUUUCGUCUGUGCUGCACUGUCCUUUGGGUAGCUCUGGUAUGAGAGCAGAGGAAUACCAAGGUUUGUGAGGCACUGGCUCAUUAACACAACUCUCCACCUUCAGCCUCCUCUUCCUCUUCUUCUUCGUAGCAUCACCUUCUUCUUCUCCCUCUCCAAAAACAGCAGCAGCCUCCCUCACUCACUCACUCACUCACUCACUCACUCUUCGUCGCCGUAGCGCCCAUAGUGCUGAGCAGCUUCUGCCUAACCCUGACACACACAGCCCCCCUCACUCACUCACCUUUAACCCCCAGCUUCUCUCAGCAGCUUCUUCUCACCUCUCUCACAUGUUCUCCCCUUCUCGGUAGUUGCUCUUCCAUUUUUCCAGCUCUCCUCCAUGUGUCUUAAUCGUCGUCGGUUUAUUAAUCGUCGCCUGAUCUGCUUUUGUCUCCGCAGUUCUUUGUCCCACAUAAAGCCAUAGGAGAGCCUCCUGUUUCCAGAACCGCGGAUCAUCGAGAGGGUUCUGGGAAUCUGGAAGAACCUCGAAAGGGGAUUUCCAAAUCCUUCUUCCUUCCUUUUUUUCGACACAGACUUUAUCUUUUUAAAUUUUCAGACUUGUUUUAACUCUAGACUUAACUUUUUAUUCCUCAUAUCUUAACUUCUUAAUGCCUGAGUGCUAUAACCCUGUAUACUCUGACUGCAUGAUAACCCAUCUAUGGAUGCCAGUGAUCAGUAUUAACCAACACGUCACUCUCUGAUUUGCCAGCAGUCUUGAAUAGAGAGGGGUCAGCGGAUUAUUUGAGUGGAUCGGUGUGAAAACGCAGAUCUGUCAGAGUCUAGAAGUCCACGCUGCAUGCGCUCUGUUUUUCCCUUCCUGUCUUAUAAGCUGUUCGAUCGCAUUAAACGUUGAUUCUCAAGAGCAAACCCUUUAACUUAAAAAUCCCCGAUCUUACUGCCCCACCCGUCUCUGCAUGUGGAUUUUCGGGGUUCAUGCUGGAAAGUAGCUGAAUGUUCAAAUGAAAUAUUUUGUAUAAGAGGAGGAGAAAAUUGCACAGUUUAGGCGACUUUUUUUACUGUUUUUGCAAAAAGGGAUGGAAACGACUUGAGAAAGUAAAGCUGGAUGAACAAACACGUAAAAGCAUAUUUUUGGAGGAGGUUAUUUUUUUGUGAGAUUUAGGGACUGUCCAGAACCGGCUUCAGUGACCAGAUCCUGUCCUUUGACCUCUAAAGCCCCGUAAGUAGUGACCACCAUCCCCGACAGCUUUAUCACCUCCCCCCGAAAUCGUCUUAACGUCGAAAUACCUCGUCUAACAUAACUGCGUUUAGUAACAUGAGUAGUCUAGUGGAGAUUAUAAUUGUGUAGCUUCUGUUAAAAACUGUGGGUGAACCCUUUAAUCGUUGUGAUCAUUUCAUGGUAGCACUUUUGUCCGUCAGUGAUCCGAUUGUGUCGUAGUGGAAAAAUUUGGCGGAGGUUCGCCUCGUUAGGUUAGCGUUAGACGAAGCUUAGACGCUUUUAAUUAGCGGUGCCAAAAGUAAGUCAACAUGAGACAUUGUUGUCGUGCAUCCGUUCAGCCGUCAUAGACGAUAAACAACAUUAAAGGGGUAUUACGCUGAUUUUAUUCCAGUUGAUGUCGGUUUAGUUUUUAUAUAGAGACUUUUUCAGUGAAGUACUUUUAGCUAAAUGUUUUUAACUUAAGUCACAAAUUUAAGGAAGGGACUCGGGUCAAACAAAUGUGGUCUUCCUUUGGGGACUUUAAGGAUUCAUGUUAUAGACUUACACUACGUUACCUCGGAAGUCAGAAGUCCGAGUUACCAGUGUCCGAUAUAAGCAAGGACAAGGCAAGCGCUAAACUAACUUUUGUAGAUGUAGUCAUCUUGUUUCUGCCUUCGAUUUUGCUUUUUUCUGACUUGGUAACUGAAACAUCGAUAACUUUGGUGUGACAUCAUUCCCAGCUCAGACAUCUGACUUCGAGGUAACUCGAACGCAGCAUUAGGCCCCGUUUAUAUGUACCUGGUCAUUUUUAAAAACAGAGACAUUAACCAUCAUUUAGCCACAAACAAAGAAUUCGCCUCUGAAAGAGAUGUUUUUUAAAAACUUCGACCAGAGAGGAGAUUUUGGAAAACUCUGUUUGGAUGUAAACCGAGAAAGACUGAGAUUUCGGUAGCCGACGGAAGAUUGUGCGCCGGAAAGAAGAAAGGGACGCUGUUGUUGCUGCUAGGCGGGAUUUUGAUUGGCUAACGGGGGCUUGAGCUUCUCGCUACACUGCCACCUACAGGUGUGGCAUGCUCUUGACGGCAUAUAUACAAGUGUUAGUGUGACUGAAAACUUUUCUAAGAAACGUAGCAGUGUUUUUUGUAAACAGAGAGGAUGAAAUGUCCGUUCAUGAAAAUAGCCGGGCACAUGUAAACGUAGAAUAUAAAGGUAUCUUUGAAUUAAUAAUUCAAGCAAAAAAGUAAAUCCGAAUUGAUUUAUAAAAAAAAAAAUAAUUUACUUGCUAAAUAUAUAACAACGUAAAUAUCUUUUUGAUUUUACUUUCUCUAAAUGCGAUAAAUCACCGCAGCACCCCUUUAAAAACCACAAACAUCGACUCUCGCACUACACGCCUACAAUCUGACAGGAAUAUCACUCAGAUCACCAGCGACUCCAGGUGCACCACACACUGUCGGACCAGGUCUAGUCUAGCUCUCAGGUACUAUCCUCAGUGUUACUCUGAACGGUACUGACAUUCCUGAGCCUUUGUACAUUUCUAUCGACGUUCGAUCAGCUAGACCUGCUGCGCAUUUAUCGUCUACACUCGAAAAACCUUGAGGAAUCACAGUAGCCUCUAGGAUCGAAUCAGGGUAGCAUUACAAAUGUUGAUUAUGUCGUUAGUUUGAAGUCUUUACCCCGCUUAAUCGUAACAGUCGUAUUCGUAGCCGGCUGCAGUAGCGUCCGCUUAGUGUAGCAGUCUAGUGACAGUAGCGUAGAUGCAAAUUAGAAAACCCGAUCUAAUUCUUCUUGAAAAAGUAGUUUACUUUUACUCGUUCGAGUUCGUCAUGCAUGUGUCUAAUGCAUGUAGCCACAUUAGAGAGCGAGUAAGAAGACGAUAAGGGGCGUGAUAAAGGACGUGAAAAAUGGGGACGGUUGCGUCAGUACGAGGAGGUCAUUAUUUUUGUCAAGAAAGUUGUAUCAUAUUUAACUAUUUAUAUGUAACUAUUCUUUCCCUUCGAACAUUCAUAACCUAGCAUGUGCUUCAUGCACUUUACUGCUAAUAAUCCAAGUUUGAUUACUUUUUUGUUUUUUACGGAAAUAUUAACGUCACACUAAAGGGAAACACGCAUGUAUUAAAGUAAGUGCAGAAAAAGAAGUGGCAGAUAUUUUAACUGUUAUUAAUGGUUGAAUUUAAUCAAAAAGGGUAAAGUUGGACUUGAAAAACACGCCAGCCAUUUGAGUAAAAAGUAGCUGAUAAACUUAGUAAACGAUCAGUACGACUACUUUGUAAAUCGGUCUUUGUUUUAUAAUGAAACGGCAGCAUGGAGGAGGGCUGUGUCUCCGCAGCGCUCCUUGUUAGCAGACAUAUCUGUGUAACUACAAUUUAGAGAUUUAUAUUUAUAUAUUUACAGCAGAACAAGCAACAGAAAAAAGAGGCUGCCUUUGUAAAUGCCUGAAGAUUUUUGUACAUUAAACCAAUUUUUUUGUUUUUGUUUUUAAUGCAAUAUAAUUCCCAGUUUGGGGUUUUAUGUUUACCGUCUCAUGUGGUACUGCAGUAUAUUAAUUUAUUAUGUAAAUGUUUGUUUUGUAACCAUAUUAUUGACUGUAAUGGUACAAGUGUUUUGUGCCCUCGUUGAAUUGCAACUCAUUUCAAAUAAAUUAAUAUGUGAUGACGAUGUUG
Xyrichtys novacula (pearly razorfish) is the source of this 14569-nucleotide messenger RNA. Lineage: Eukaryota; Metazoa; Chordata; Actinopteri; Labriformes; Labridae. The record is from the annotation of a GenBank genome assembly.